Molecule: messenger RNA, 1363 nt
Organism: Condylostylus longicornis
Lineage: Eukaryota; Metazoa; Arthropoda; Insecta; Diptera; Dolichopodidae
Product: phosphate carrier protein, mitochondrial-like
Exons: 4
Coding region: 154-1188 (344 amino acids)
Biological process (GO): mitochondrial phosphate ion transmembrane transport
Cellular component (GO): mitochondrial inner membrane
Molecular function (GO): phosphate transmembrane transporter activity
Source: RefSeq, a predicted model, not a curated record
ACGUGUGUAUGUAGUCCAUUUCGUAUGAAAAUCAAGGUCUUCAACUGGAAAUGUCAUAUUUAUAUCGAUUAGUGCUUUUUGCUGUCAUUGAAUAAUUCUAUAAGAAAGAGCUAUUUCCUUAUUUCACCUGGUCGUGUCCCAACUCAAAGAAAAAUGUUUUCAUCAAUGUUUGAAGCAGCUAAAAAUGGGCGAUUCAUAUCGCCCUUCACACAUGCUAAUUGUGAACCAGUACAUGGACGUGAAAUAGCAGCAGCUGAUUCAUGUGAGUUUGGGAGCACUAAAUACUUUGUGUUAUGUAGUAUUGGAGGAAUUUUAUCCUGUGGAUCAACACAUACCUUAGUGACACCUUUAGAUUUAGUAAAAUGCCGAUUACAAGUUGACUCUGCAAAAUAUAAAAAUUUAUUUAACGGUAUUAAAGUCACAGUAGCCGAAGAAGGUGCGGUUGGUCUGACAAAGGGUUGGGCACCAACAUUGAUUGGAUAUUCAGCUCAAGGUCUUUGCAAAUUUGGGUUUUAUGAGUGGUUCAAAAUUUUCUACUCUGGAGUUGUUGGUGAAGAAAACGCUUAUAUUUACAGGACAACCUUGUUUUUAGCUUCUUCUGCAUCGGCAGAGUUCUUCGCUGACAUUGCAUUAUGUCCGUUUGAAGCUAUUAAAGUAAAAAUACAAACAUCUCCAGGUUACGCAAACACAAUGCGACAAGCAUAUCCAAAAAUGUUAGCCGAAGAAGGAAUGACCGCCUUCUACAAAGGUAUUACACCACUUUGGAGUCGUCAAAUCCCAUACACAAUGAUGAAAUUCGCAUGUUUCGAAAGAACAGUUGAAUUGCUUUAUAAGAGUGUGGUUCCAAAACCAAGAUCUGAAUGUUCUAAGGGUGAACAAUUAGUAGUUACAUUUGCUGCUGGUUACAUUGCUGGUGUUUUCUGUGCUAUAGUAUCACAUCCUGCUGAUGUUAUGGUUUCUAAAUUAAAUCAAAGCAAAGGAGCAACAAUAGGUCAAAUUGCAAAAACAUUAGGUUUUGCUGGAAUGUGGAAAGGUCUUGGACCUCGUGUAAUUAUGAUCGGUACAUUAACUGCCCUUCAAUGGUUCAUUUAUGAUGGUGUAAAAGUAAUGCUAGGCAUUCCUCGUCCUCCUCCAGCAGAAAUGCCAGAAUCUUUAAGACAGAAAUUAGAAGGAAAUAAGGGAGACUAAACAUAAUUAACUAUAAUGCAAUACAAAUUAGAAGAAAAUUUAUAGAAAAGAGUAUUAAAGGCCAGGUUUUACAUUGGCAUUUUAAUUUUCAUAUACAUAAUAUUAAUAUCUUAAUAUGUUAUUAUAUGAAUCUGUUUCCCUUAAUAAAUAAAUUAAAUAAAAUGAAAAUGAUUCA